Molecule: messenger RNA, 3582 nt
Organism: Gymnodraco acuticeps
Lineage: Eukaryota; Metazoa; Chordata; Actinopteri; Perciformes; Bathydraconidae
Gene: nf2b
Product: neurofibromin 2b (merlin)
Exons: 16
Coding region: 1-1779 (592 amino acids)
Biological process (GO): regulation of gliogenesis; regulation of organelle assembly; positive regulation of early endosome to late endosome transport
Cellular component (GO): cytoskeleton; plasma membrane; apical part of cell
Molecular function (GO): cell adhesion molecule binding; actin binding
Source: RefSeq, a predicted model, not a curated record
AUGUCUAUCCUCGGGUUAAAGAAGAAACAGCCGAAGACUUUUAAAGUCAAAGUUAUCACCAUGGAUGCUGAGAUGGAGUUCAGCUGUGAGGUGAAGUGGCAAGGCAAAGACCUGUUUGACCUGGUGUGUCGCACCGUUGGUCUGAGAGAGACCUGGUUCUUUGGACUCAGGUACACGGUGAAGGACACCUACGCCUGGCUGAAACCAGAGAAACGGGUCUUGGACCAGGAGGUUCCCAAGGACUCGCCCAUAACAUUUCAUUUCCUGGCUAAAUUCUUCCCAGAGAAAGUAGAAGAAGAGCUCGUCCAGGAGAUAACUCAGCACCUCUUCUUCUUACAGGUCAAAAAGCAGAUAUUAGAUGAAGAGAUAUUCUGUUCCCCUGAAGCAUCCGUCCUGUUGGCGUCCUAUGCCGUCCAGGCCAAGUAUGGGGACUAUGACCCAAGUUUCCAUAAGCCGGGCUUCCUCGCACAAGAUGAACUUCUGCCCAAAAGAGUUUUGAUGCAAUACCAAAUGACAGCGGACAUGUGGGAGGAGAAGAUCACGGCUUGGUACGCCGAGCACAGAGGCAUCGCCAGGGAUGAGGCUGAGAUGGAAUACCUUAAAAUCGCUCAGGACCUUGAGAUGUACGGUGUCAGCUACUUCGCCAUUACUCAAAAUAAGAGGGACACAGACCUGCUUCUCGGAGUGGAUGCUCAGGGUCUCCACAUCUACAGCCCCAACAGCAAACUCAACCCCAACAAAUCCUUCCCCUGGAGCGGCAUCCGCAACAUCUCUUACAGCGAGAAGGAGUUCACCAUCAAACCCUUGGAUAAGAAGAAAGAUGUUUUCAAGUUCUACUCCUCUCAACUGCGUGUCAACAAGCUGAUCCUGCAGUUAUGCAUUGGCAAUCACGAUCUAUUCAUGAGGAGGAGGAAGGUGGACUCCAUUGAAGUGCAACAGAUGAAGGCUCAAGCAAAAGAAGAGAAGGCCCGCAAGAAGAUGGAGCGGCAAAUCCUGGCACGGGAAAAACAGAUGAGAGAGGAAGCAGAACGGGCAAAAGAGGAGAUGGAGAGAAGACUCUUCCAGCUGCAAGACGAGGCGCGGCUGUCCAACGAGGCUCUGCUUCGCUCUGAGGAGACGGCGGACCUGCUGGCAGAAAAGGCUCAGAUUGCAGAGGAGGAGGCCACGCUUCUGGCCCACAAAGCUGCAGAAGCCGAGCAGGACAGGCAGAGGUUAGAGGUCACGGCCAUGAAGACCAAGGAGGAGAAGCGGCUGAUGGAGCAGAAGAUGAGGGAGGCCGAGCAGCUGGCCGUCAAACUGGUGGAGCAGUCUGAGCGGAGAUUGAAGGAGUCCGACCACCUGAAGCAGGACCUGACGGAGGCGAAGGACGCCGAGCGGAGAGCCAAACAGAAGCUGCUGGAGAUCACCAAAACUACAUAUCCUCUCAUAGCAGCCUACUCUGCUCCCCCUGCCCCCCUCCCUCCUCCUGAAGCUGCCGACUUUUCCUAUGAAUCAACGUCCACACGUCUGGACUUCAAAGACUCUGACAUGAAAAGGCUGUCCAUGGAGAUCGAGAGAGAGAGGCUGGAGUACAUGGAGAAGAGCAAACACCUGCAGGACCAGCUGAAGGAGCUGAAGACGGAGAUCGAGUCUCUGAAGCUGGAGGAGCAGCAGCAGCAGGCCGGCGUCUACACCCUGCGCCACGAGGCCCGCGGGUACAACCAGGAGCCGGUCUACCUACCUCAGAGCAACCGAAACUCUGCGUACAUGUCUCAGAUGGCUUACUUUGAAGAAGUGUGAUCGAGUCCUGCAAGAAACGCAACGUGGGCCCAGCUGUUGUGACUUUUGACCUGACUGAAACAAACAGACACUCGCACACAUCAUGACUGUGCUUUGGGAAGACUAUAAAUCUGUACCGACAACAAACAGCCACUAGUUGCUACCACCUUCCACACUGCAGCACCUUCUUUCUUUAUAAAGUGUUUGUGACACUGAUUCAAGACGUGGUGCUGAAGACGGUUGCAUGUUGCUGUGUCGAGUUGCUGAUGUUGUUUUGUGGUUUUUAAGGGAUGCUUAGCUGUGAGAUGGUCAGAUAUCAUAUCAUAACUUCAUGACACGUUUUAAAAUAAUGACUUAAUGACAUUUUAGGGCAGGGAUUGAGGUUCAAAUUCAUCGUAAACUGGCUCUAGGCAAGUUCCUCCAUUAGUCGCCAUUGGAUAAACACUGAAAAUGAACAUCUGUAAACAAAUAUUUUGUAAAUACGGUCACUUUCUUUCAAACUAGCAGUGUUUCUCAAACGUGGGAAAAAAUGACCUGAAAGAACCCCAAAUUUGAAAUUACACAUUUCCCAAUUUUGUUUUAUAAUGUAGUUUUGAACACUAAAAAAACAGUAAGGAUAACUCUUGAUUAUUGACAACUUAAGGUGUAAAUGAAAACAAUCUUGCUCAUAAAAGUUAUUUGUAAAAAUAGUAAUCACAACUCACAGAGAAGUCUGAGAAGCGGACGUGUGCAGCAGGGACAGUUUCUAGAGGAGAUACUCCAUCAAAUGUUAAAUGCAGUGUUGAUCUUUGUUUUGGUGGUUUUGUUUACUUUUUUAGUUUUUGAGCUGCCUUUACACACAGGUGCCUUUUUAUUGUUUCCAGUGCCUCAACACAUAGUAAUGUAGAACAAAGGUAGUACACAAGCUUGCCAUUUCAACUUUUUAUCUUUUGUAUCUAGACUGUUGAUGUGCCUUGAACUUUAUUUGUUACUAUUAUGAUAAGAGUUACUAAGGUUUGUAUAUGCUAUCAUUGUGCUUAUGUGUCUUAGCAUUGGGGUUGCCUUUGAGCCUGGGUUGGAUAUCAUACCCUGACUUUUUGACCUUCCGGUUUUCUUUUAUUUCCUCAGCUGGUGUACUUCUCAGGGUUAGUGUUGGAGACAAUCAGAUAUGUGUUUCCCCUGAGAUAAACAGCCUUUUUUCCAAUAUUGCUAAAGGAUUCAAACAGGCUAUUAACAUUUAGCUUGGUUAAAUCUAAUAGUAGCAAAGUAGAGAUUUUAGACAUGUUGAGAUGGGUAACUUUUCUUACACUAAAGUCCUCAUUAUAUUGUUAAAAAGGGAGAGGCUGGAUGCCAUAUGUACAGCCAGGGAUUCUGGGUGUUUAUUUUAGAUCGACAUCAUUAUGGACCUAACGGAGACAAUUGAUUGGUUCAUCAUUGCAUGGUUGGGUAUUAGGCUAACCUUGGUCCUGUGUAAACUGUAUUGUGUAAAAUGUCCCAGUGAAAGUGUUCUUUUUGUAUUUCAUCAACACAUUUCUUAAGUGCUUUAAUUUGCAUCUUCAACCUUAUUUAUUUGUGCUAUAAAUCCUUAAAUAACAUCAUCACACAUGUUUUCUUUGUGGAGGAAUUAAAUGUUUGUUUUUGUUUUUCCAGAAGUGGAUUUUACUGCUACUUACUACUACAAUGCGAGUGCUAAAAAAAUAUUUGACACACAAAACAAUAUUGUACCUACGGUUUACGUUGAAGUGAUUACUAUGUAACAAUUUCACAAAGUUCUUUCAAUGACCUAUUUCAUUUAUCAAGUUGUUUUGGUGUAUAUCAUUUCAAUACAACCAUGGUCAUACAACA